AUGAAGAAAACUGAAGAUCACAAUGGCUUGUCGGAAAGGGAAGAGUACAAAUUCCGACGGAGCUACGAAACAGUUAUAGGAUGGAAACCAACAGACAAGGACCCCAACCUCGACCUGCCACGCGAGCGGAUCGCUGCGUUUACCAGAGAGGUCGUCGUCAAAACUAUAGCCUCCCAAGCAGAGGAUUUUGUGCAAUCUAAGAUCCAGAUCUAUCUGAAAAUUGCAGUUUCAUCAGGAAUGACUCACGUGUGUCCCGAAUGUGUGGAUGAAGAUGGGCAGUAUUUCAAUAAGAUGGUAGAUUUCGACCACCACUGUUGGCAAAAAAACGAUCAAACGCAUAUGAACUUGCUGUCAAAAGUUCCGGCCACUUUCCUUCCUACAUACCUCAUUGCGAUGGGGCUUUCCGAAAUUGAGGAGUUGCCUCCUGGACAUGACAAGCCGGGACGCUGGACGAAUGAGCGAUAUCUGAAGACUGCCUACGUCUUCAAGAUCAAGAAGAGGUUCAUGGCGCCGGAAAUUGCAGAUAGCCAGGAGCAAUGUGGUAUCUAA
This is a messenger RNA of Penicillium cosmopolitanum, 549 nucleotides long. RefSeq lists its product as uncharacterized. Lineage: Eukaryota; Fungi; Ascomycota; Eurotiomycetes; Eurotiales; Aspergillaceae. The transcript is spliced from 2 exons. The coding region runs from base 1 to 549 and encodes 182 amino acids. The record is from RefSeq and is a predicted model, not a curated record.